Exophiala aquamarina CBS 119918 is the source of this 5265-nucleotide messenger RNA. Its product is annotated as chitin synthase. Bases 1 to 5265 code for a protein of 1754 amino acids. The record is from RefSeq and is a predicted model, not a curated record. Lineage: Eukaryota; Fungi; Ascomycota; Eurotiomycetes; Chaetothyriales; Herpotrichiellaceae. Gene Ontology annotation, cellular component: cell septum; myosin complex; cell periphery. Gene Ontology annotation, molecular function: ATP binding; cytoskeletal motor activity; chitin synthase activity. The transcript has 2 exons.
AUGGCCAACCGAUACUCGACCUUUUCCAAUAAUUCCUCUCAAGUUGGCGGUGCACGUUCAGCUGCUCAACAGCCAGCGCAGGUGUCGACCACGACUCUCCUCAAUGCACUUCAUGCCGUAUAUGCCUCUGGCCAGACCUACCAGCUAGACGCCAGUACAAGUCUUGCUGUCAAUACCUGGGUCACGGCAAGCAACCCCGAUGCUCAAGGACGUAUCGGAGGCACGGUCGACUCCCAGAUUGCUUUCAAGGCUUGGGAACAUGCGCGGCGGAGAGCAGAAGAUGCAUGUAUUAUUCUUGGAUCCCUUCACCCCUCGACUCCACCACUCUUCAACGCAUUUCUGCAGGUUGUGCCUUUGCCUACACCUCAGAUUGCGUAUACUGCCCUAACCGCUCUACGACCCUUCCUCUCAUGCGUUACACCUACAAAUCCCACCACCCUUAGACAUUCAGCCCUCUCUGCUAGAUAUACCGUCACUUUGGCCGGAACUGUUACCGGAUUCACUUUAGCACUUUCCGGCUCGGGCAUCGAUGUUGAUCGUGGUCUUCUGAGGGUUCCCUCAGAGCGUGGCAAUCGAGCCUUUGACGUCUUCUACUACCUCUUGACUGCUGCCUCCACACCUACAGAGCGGGAGUUUCUUGGCUUGCAACAUCCUUCAAAAUACACUCUCCUUAAUAAGUCGGGGACUUACGACCCUCCUUCAUACCUCCCAAGCGCAGAUGAUGCUGCUGCCGCCGAAGACUUUCGAAACGCACUAAAAGCAAUCGGCAUCAAGGGCUCUGAUUUUCGAGGGCUUCUUUCCUCUCUUGCUGGCUUGUUGAAACUCGGCGAGACCACAGGUUUCCUGGUAGAUUCUGAUGUUCUCGAAGAUAUAUGUGAAGAUGUUGGCGGGCUUAUUGGGCUUGAACCCGAGGUGCUCAGCAAUAAAUGCAGUACGGAUGACCGCGAAGUCCUCAUCGCAGGGAUGUAUGAGGCCCUCGUGGACUGGGUUCUCUCCAAAGCAAAUCUGGCCAUUUCUGCUGAACUUCGCUCUGGUGCACUCACUCCCGACUCGGGCAGUGAGAAUGCUGAUGAAGUGAGUCUGAGCGUCGUGGAAAUUCCCAGUGAGGCACUGGCAAAGGCUGUCGCGCUCCGGAAUGUUUUCAAUGACACAGUCGGCAUCAAUUUCGAGAUGAAGGAGGAUGGGGUUGAAGUCCAAACUGCUGGACACUCCGUAAUCAAGGAGAUGCAGUCGGCAGUAUCUGAAGUCGAGGCAGAUUUAGGUAUCCCCGGUGGUCCUCUCAGUCGUGAAAGAGACCACGACCGCGACAGAAGAGAAGGCAUUCUUGAGAAGAUCGGCACUGGUGCUGAUGAGGGUGGUUUUCUCCAAACUCUACUCUACCCAGUAGAUGGAGAAGGCUUGAACUUUGGUCGAAAGGGCCGCUUCGACCUGGGGGCAACGUUAGCGAGCAGCAGGGUUUGGUAUCAGCUUUCCCUUCACCCUACCGACGAGGCCUUGAGUUCGCUCGCCUCUCUCUCUUCUGCGACCUCCGCAUGGUCUGCAGGCACAGUCUCUCGCCAACUCCGUGCUUGGAGACUUCCUGAGUGGGCCAAUUACCGCAACAGGCAACUCGACUUCACAGCCGACUUCGAUGUCGAUGAGUUCGUGACAAGAUACUCCAGACUGGGCUGUCGAGAUGGCAAGGAUGGCAUCGAGACCUUCCUUCUAGAGCGCGGCUGGACCAAUGGCGAAGUCAUUAUUGGCCGAGAGCGCAUAUGGAUGCGUGAGAGUGCCUGGUGGGAAGCCGAAUCCAUGUUGGACAUGAAACCGAUAGAGGGCGAUCCCGCGUACGGGCAACCGACCAAUCCAUUCCUGUCGGGCUAUUCUGCAAAUACGCCCCACAACGGCAGCGGCUUCUUUCCACCGCUGGGCGACAACAUGAGCGUGCAGGACAGCCGGGAGAACCUCAUGGGCAUGCCGGCUGGUGAUCGAGCCAAGUCUCUUGCGCCUACACAAGCACGUACAGUGCAGACAAUAGGUGGUGAUUAUGGCCUGGGCCCUAAAGGAGAUGAUCUCAAAGAUCAAUAUUGGGACACUGACCUUGGACGUUAUGCGGGCGAACUGGACCCCGAGUUUGGCGAUCCCAAAAACAUUGAAUCCAAGAAGACAACAGUAGGCCGACAGGCAUGGGUCUCGUUAGUCUGGGCCUUGACAUUCUGGAUGCCUUCAAUAUUCCUAAGAUUUAUUGGUCGCAUGAAGCGUCCUGACGUUCGAAUGGCAUGGCGAGAGAAGAUCGUCCUCUGCUUACUCAUUUUCCUUAUCAAUGCCACCAUUGUUUUCUGGAUCGUUGGCUUUGGCCGACUCCUCUGCCCUAAUCUCGACAAGGCCUUUAAUGCAAAAGAAGUCGGCUACCACACCGGCACCAAUGAUUACUUUGUCAGUAUCCAUGGAAAGGUUUAUGAUAUGACUAAAUUCUAUCGCGUGGACCAUUCAGACACUAACAUCAAAACCAACGCCGAGAACAUGUUACCUUUAGCUGGACUCAAUCUUGAUGCUUAUUUUCCUCCUCCACUGAGCCGGGCAUGUCCAGGGCUUAAUGUGGACGAGAGUGUCUAUCUUCAGCACAACAACACCGACGCCAUUCAAUAUCCCAAUGCUGUCCACACAUCCGGCCCCCGCUACCAACCUGUACAAAGCUCUGAGCUGUAUAAAUGGGAUUGGUAUUCACAAAGGUUCCUCCCCAAGAUCAAGGAAUAUUACAAGGGUGAUCUGGUAGUCACCAGAAGCAGUGUUAAGAGCCAAGCCAACAAUGAUCAACGGGUGUGGGUCAUCAUCGACCAAAGCAUUUAUGAUCUUACCGACUACUUUUACACCUUGGAUAUCCAGAACGGCUUCGGCACUUACAAGUUUUUCCCGAGUGAGGUUUCCGAUCUCAUUCAACAAAGCGCAGGUGAAGACAUUACAGAUAAAUGGGGUACCAAUGCUGCUUAUGCCAACAGUUUGAAUUGCAUGAACCAAGCAUUUUAUGUCGGCAAAGUUGAUUUUCGGCAGUCGGCCAAGUGUACAGUGAACAACUGGAUCCUCCUCGCUUUUACUAUCAUGCUGUGCACAGUCAUUUUGGUCAAGUUUUUAGCUGCCUUGCAACUAGGAUCGAAACGGCGACCGUCCCCACAAGACAAGUUUGUCAUUUGUCAAGUUCCUGCUUACACUGAGGGUGAAGACCAUCUCAGGAAAUCGUUAGAUUCUCUGACAGCGCUUCAGUACGAUAACAAGAGGAAGCUGAUAUGUGUCAUCUGUGAUGGUAUGAUUGUUGGUGGUGGCAAUGACAGGCCUACUCCGAAGAUUGUUCUUGACAUUCUGGGAGUAGAUCCCAAGAUUGACCCACCCGCCCUUCCUUUCAGGUCAGUUGGCAACGGCAACGAACAAUUAAAUUACGGCAAGGUAUAUUCUGGUUUAUACGAGUAUGAAGGCAAUGUUGUUCCGUACAUGGUUGUUGUCAAGGUUGGCAAGGAGUCAGAGCAGUCUAAGUCGAAACCAGGCAAUCGUGGCAAACGAGACUCCCAGAUUUUGCUCAUGCAAUUCCUGAACAGAGUCCACCAUCGAUCUCCCAUGUCGCCCCUGGAAUUAGAGAUGUUUCAUCAAAUAAACAACAUCAUUGGUGUGGAUCCAGAGCUUUAUGAGUACCUUCUCAUGGUUGAUGCCGAUACCAUGGUCAAAGAGGACUCACUAAAUCGUCUGGUCGCUGCUUGUGCCAAUGACGCAAAAAUUGCUGGCAUUUGCGGUGAGACAAGCUUGGAAAACGAGGAAAGGAGUUGGUGGACAAUGAUCCAAGUCUACGAGUACUACAUCUCGCAUCAUCUCGCCAAAGCAUUCGAAUCACUGUUCGGCAGUGUUACUUGUCUGCCAGGAUGUUUCUGCAUGUACCGGCUUCGAACAGCCGAUAAAGGACGACCGUUGAUCAUCUCUGAUAAGGUUAUCACAGAGUACGCCGACUGUGACGUUGAUACGCUUCACAAGAAGAAUCUAUUGUCUCUCGGUGAAGAUCGAUACCUUACCACUCUGAUGACCAAACACUUCCCAUCCAUGUCCUUCAAGUUCGUACCGGACGCUUAUGCCUUGACUGCUGCACCAGAGACAUGGUCUGUGCUUUUGUCACAACGACGGCGAUGGAUCAACUCGACAAUCCACAAUCUCGCGGAACUUAUGUUCUUGAAGGACUUGUGUGGUUUCUGCUGCUUCUCCAUGAGAUUUGUCGUCUUCAUUGAUCUCUUUGGUACCCUCAUCCUUCCAGCAACAUGUGCCUAUUUCGGAUACCUCAUCUAUAUAGUCGCUUCUGGCACCGGUCAAUUCCCAUUGUUCUCCCUGAUUAUUCUUGCAGCUGUAUAUGGUCUCCAAGCAAUCAUCUUCAUCAUCAAAAGACAGUGGCAACAUGUGGGAUGGAUGAUCAUCUACAUUAUUGCUUACCCUGUCUACAGCUUCAUUCUACCAAUCUAUUCCUUCUGGAAUCAGGAUAACUUUACUUGGGGAAAUACCAGGAUUGUUAUUGGUGAAAAAGGAGACAAGAAAGUUGUCGCAAUUCAAGAUGAAGGAUUUGAUCCACGAUCGAUACCACUUCAGCGCUGGGACGACUACGCAGCAACUAACAAUCUUCCAGGCAGACGAGGAAACCCUGGCAGUUACCAUGAGAAAGGUUUUGAAACGGCUUAUCGCGAUGAUCCAGCGAUGAUGGAGAUGGACGACAUGCACUCGAAUUAUUCUUCCGUCAAACCCGCCAGUACCAUCUUGGCAGGCUUUCCCCAGCAACAGCAUCCGUACAUGGCGCCUCCUCGUUCUCCCGCACCAUUUGGCAUGCCCAAUCGAGCCAGCACAAUGACCGGCCUAACUCAGUUCCACGACCAACCACAGAGUGUUCACGGUCGUCAAAUGAGCAUGAUGAGUUUAGGUAGUCAGGCUCGUCUUAAGUCUCCGUCUCCCAAUCCUUAUCAAGAUCGGAGCCCAUAUCAAAGUGGCAUGCAGCAUUCUGUCAGCCGACCCAGUCUUCUGGGCAUUGGGAACUCACGGCCAGUGUCCACGGUGAUGGAUUUCCGCACGGUCCCCUCGACUAGACCGACUGACUUGGACAUUGUCGAAGCUAUCCGUACAGUCCUUGCUGAGGUGGAUCUGGAUAAGGUAACCAAAAAGCAGGUCAGAGCACUGGUAGAACAACGGCUCCAGUGUGAAGUACCUGCUGGUGAACGCAGAACUUUCCUGGACAAGGCUAUUGAUGGCGAAUUGGCCAACAUGUAG